AUGUCGCGCCGCAUGGAUACGACCGACGAUUUCCCUUCAAGGUUACCUCACAAUGCUCCGAGUUCUACAAGCGGCGACGAGGAUACUCAGCACGACGCCAUGUUCACGCUAAACACCAGGCGCAAGGUACGGCGAAAGACUGUGACGACAAACGACGCGUUGCGAGCAAACAGAGCCCAAUCCGUCUCUGAAUCGGCAUUUGGAACUCCAAGUCCUGGAAACCAACCACUAUUGCUCAUCGACCCCGGGCUCGGUGCGCAGACAAACUACGUUGACACCGCGACUGCCGACAAUGCUAUCUCUCCUCGUCGUACAUCUAAUCGAAUUGCCAGUAUUGCGUCAUCGAAGCACAUCGACAAUCAACCGGGUACAUCAGGCGCACGUUUGGGCUCGGGACGUGGCAGAGGCUUACCGCGAACGUUGACUUUACCGACUCAACUUAGCGAUACGCUGGAACGAAUGAGAAUCUCUACUGAGGAUGUUUCGACACUAUCUAUGCCUUCUACCAAUUCACCCUCGCGACAGAGCUCGAGCACGCCCUUUUGUCCAGAAGAGAGCAGAGUAGGAAUGGAGAUUGAUGAAGGAAGUGGGGUUGGGAAACUCAAGAAAAAGUCGGUUACGACGUCUCGACGGCCUGCGACUCGUCGGCGUGCACGUUCGCUACCGCCUCGCAAAAAGGAAGAGGUAUCCGACUGCGAUGCAGAUGACGAAGGAGGUGGCACGGGGCUCGCUGAAGACGAAGAAGAGACGAUUGCCGUGGCGCCGGUCGUUCCAAUUGCUCGUCAGAGUUCACGAGCGCGGCAGUCGUCGCCGGAUGUCGAGUUGCAGAUGCAAGACGAAUCUACAUCGAAUAUGGGUAUAAGAAAGGCGCCGAUACCUCUGCGAAGGUCUGCGAGGAGGAAGACGCUUGGUACGAUAGAUGGCGCUCAGGUCGCGUUGGCCAUCAACCCUCUACUUUUACAGACUAUCGCAGGUUCAUCUACGGCGCGAAAACGGUCGAGAGGGAGAGAUAGCGUACCACCGCCCGAGAGUUCCGGGAGGACGAACAAGAGGACGAAAAAGGAGUAG
This is a messenger RNA of Serendipita indica DSM 11827, 1068 nucleotides long. The record is from the annotation of a GenBank genome assembly. Lineage: Eukaryota; Fungi; Basidiomycota; Agaricomycetes; Sebacinales; Serendipitaceae.